AUGUUCUUUAAGGAGGAAUCAUUUAAAGUGGCUAACCGGGUCUUCGAUACGGCAAGUACGUCGGACACGGAUAUGCACAUCACGCAGCGGCUCGGCAACUACGAGGCGGUCAAGAAGUGCUUUAUGGAGACGUCCACGUCGUAUCAUGUGAUCGGUAUCGCGACCAGUCCGGCCUCGACGACGCCCCGGGCCGGCGUUAUGACCAGCUCUUCGGCCGCCGGCAGCCACCAUCGGUCGCUUCCACCAAAAACCAAUAGCAAUAGUAGUACCAUUAGCAAUAGUAACGUCAACUUCGUCAAACCGGCCGACAAUCGCUCCCUCUACAACGGUGGCCGGCCGUCGGCGUCGGCGGUGACGACGACGACGUUGUCGUCCUCCUCCUCGUUAUCCGCGUCGUCGGUGGUUGGCGGCGGACGCAGCAGUAGCAGCGGGAGCGGGAGCGGUGGCGCCCCAGGCGGACACUACUCGUCCUCGUCCGGCGGGCCGGCAGUCUCAUCAUUCAACAAGCAUGAGGUGCACGGCAUCCCAUCGAAAGGACCGCCCUCGUUGUCCCUCCUGCCACCCUCGCUGAUGAACGGCCGCGCGGUGUCCGGCGGCCCGGCGGUGGCCGGUGGACUGUCCACAGGACCUUCCGGUGUUGGCGGCGGCGGCGGCGGUGUGGAUAAGUUACCCUCGCAAAUGCCCAACGGCCGACUGCCCCAGGUUGCAAACGCAAAAAUGCCUAGAGUAGGCAACAAUGUGGAGAAAAUCCUGAACGAGAUGAAGACCAACCUCAAGACGCCGCUGACGGAGAUCGGGGCCACGCCGCGCAAGGAGCUGGAGUCCAAGUUUAGCUUCGGCUCGAACCCGAAGACCAAGUUCGUGUACGCGUCCGUGCCCCCGGUGCUGGGGCCGUUGACAUCCCUGUUGGCGCCGCCGCCGUCGUUGGGCGGUGGAACGGGGAGCAGCAGCGGUGCCGCCGGAGCCUCCAGAUCGUCGCUUUCCGGUUUGGGAAUGCUACGUCCGCUAGGACCGAGCAUCGAGGACGACAAUCAGAACGGUGGAUCGGAGCGCAACUCGAGCGAAAGCUCGUCGAACGAAAGUGUGGACGAAUCGUCGAGCGAGGACUCGAACGUGGGCAAUAAGCUACCCAGCAACGGAGGAUUCCUAGCUGCGGCCGGUUCGAUUACGCCCCUCGGAGAUGGUGUAAGUUCGAACGGUGGCGCUGGAGGAGGCUCCACCGGUGGGGUCGGUGUCGGUGGCCACACGGUGGCCGACGGCAACGGUAGCCCGAUACGGCGGACGGAUUGGUCGCUGCUGAACUUUCUGCAACCCGCCGCCAACCAACAAGUGCCAAAUGAAAGUGCCCACCAUCACCACCACGCGGCCAUUGCCGCGCAUCAUCACGAGGAGAGCUCGAUAUCGUCGCCCUUGCGGCCGCUCAAGAUAGCGGGCGGUGGUGGUGUCGAUGCCCUAUCGCCUCCGUCGGCGUCCGGUGCGUCCAUCAAGAACGAACCGCUUGCCCCGCUCGACGACGACCAUCUGUCGAAUGCGAGCAGCAACAACAGUGAUCCUUCCACGGCCAUUAUGAGCACCGCGACGGCGACGGCGGCGGCGACGUUGACGAACGGACUGGUGGCCGUUGGCGGCGGAGUGUUGCCUCCUGCGUCGUCAGCUUCGUCGACGUCGUCGUACGUGAAGCAGGAACCGUAUCCCAGCGAGAACAGUGCCUCAUCGCCUCCACCGACGCACGGCAGCGGUGGUAUCAAGAGCGAGCGAAAGGAUGAUGUCACCGAUCGCCUGUCGCUGUCGAGCCCGAUCAAAAGCCCGGAGGUGCAUCAUCUUCUUCACCAUCAUGCCGUUAGCUACCAUCAGCAGCAGCCGCAGCAGCAGCAGCACCACCACCAACAUCUGUUUAAUGACAGCGUCGAACCGGACGAUGUGAUAAGUGCCCUACAGGAAGCCAAAGAGUUUAGCCUGAUCAAACCGAUUUCGAGCAUGUCGGGCAGCAGUGAUUCGGACGAUGCGUUGGCCGACCCGGCCGGUAGUAGCGCGGUUGGUGGACCGUUGCUGGACGGCUUGGAUGUGACGGGCGUUGGUGGAACUACGAAAAAGAAGAAAUGGAAACGCAAGCUUCCGACCGGAGGCGGUGUGACGGGGGAAGCGCGAGAACCACGCGAUGCGUCCACGAGCAGCAGCGAGGAUGAGCGGUACGGAAGCGGCGCACGCCGGAGUCGAUCGCAAUCGUUCGAGAAGGACAAAUCGAUCCUAAAGUCUCGAGGGCGACCGCGGAAAACGGUCAAUACUCAUGGUGGUGGUGGCGGUGGAGGAGGGACCACAACCAGCGCGGCCUCCAGUGCCCGCUACUCGGACGCCGAUUCCGUGGCGAGUGGAAGCACCAGCCGGCGGGGGACGAGCAAAACGCCGUCUCACGGAUCGACACCAACGAAGAAACAGCGGGCGGGGCUCGGGGGACCGACCUCGACCGUGGCCUACGGGGACCCGGGAAGCAUUAUGAGCCCUCCGCUCAGCAUUCCACCACCACCGUCGUCGUCGGUGGCAAUGGCGGAAGCGAAAGGUUCCUCCACCUCGCGCAAGUCACGACCGGCGAAGAAGGGACGCACCUCGCGUGGCAGUAGCACGUCUUCGUCGGGCGAGGACGACGAUCCAUUGUCGGCGGCGCCGGUCGUGGUGGAACCGCCACCAGCGCCACCAGUGGUGAGCAAAGGCAAAAAGGUGAAAUCGAAGAAGAAGGCGGAUAAAGGCAGCGGUGCGGUGGGCCCCGGGACCACCGGCGGCGGCGGCGGCGUACACAUCUCGCCGGUGAAGCCGGCGUCGAGGAUGGGGGACGCGGUGGAUCAGCAAACGAUGAAAAAUGGGCCGUCGGGUGGCGGUGGAAGCAGCCGGAGUAGCAACAACAACUAUAACCUGCACACCCUGUCCUCGGACAGCAAUGACGAGAGACCGUCAAUUAUUUCGCCACCGUUCCCCAGCAGUGGCGGCGGCCGAUCGGAAACACUUGGAGCAGCACCGGCUACCGGCGCCAGUCGAACGAAGAAGAACCGCAAACGAUCCACGGCAUCAGCCGCCGAGGAGGACAAUCGAGGUGCUGCUGCAUUGCGCAAAACCAGCGACGAUUAUGAUGAUGACGAUGACGAUGAUGACGAUCGGUCCGAUAGCGGUGAUAGUGACAGUGAUGCUCCGACCAAAAAAGAGAAGCAAAAGCAAAACAAAAACAAAAAGGCGGCCCUGUUUGCGCGGGUAUUCAUCAACACGGCGGCCUCCAGCGGUGGCAAAGGAAAGGGCGGCAAGGGAAAGGGUGGCAAGGGCAAGGGUCAAGUGUACAUUGACCACGUGGACGAGCUGCACGUCGGGAAGCAGCAGCAGGCGUCCACGACGCCAAACUCCUCCGGAAACGCGCCAGCAGCCGCCGAGCAGCGAAAGCACCACCAUCAGCUGGCCGUUCCGUCGGCGGACGUUUCUAGCGUGUCGCCACGGUCCGUGCCCGAUGGCGGUCGUCCGAGCAGCAGGGGAGGCGGCAUGGUAGUAGUAGGCCCCGGUGACAGCAGAGUGUCACCGGUGCCGUCGUCACUGUUUUCCCCGGUUAAAGGUGCCUUAAGCAACGUUUCGCUCAUCUGCCGUAUCGAGUUGAGCCGCCUUCGGAAGAUACCGCCACCUCCUCCGCCGGGCUCCCGAGUGGGCAAAGGGGGCGGCGAACAAAGCUACAGUGCCCAGCGCAGUGCCUCAGCUCGCCAGAAGAGCAAAAGUCCCUACGAGCAGCAGCCACUACUCGGGGCGACGGCCGCGGGAAAGCGGCGACGAAACUCGGCCGGUCAGCAGCAGCAGCAGCAGCAACAGCAAGAUCCGGACCGCAGCAGUAGUGGCUCGGUGCACAGUUCCUCGUCGACCGCGUGGCUCGAAGAGCGACCUGCCUCGGCCACCUAUGGUGGUCGGCUACCUCCGACGGACGGAUUGCUCGGCGAAAAUGGUGCCGGUGAAGGUCCGGUGCGGCAUCGCAGUAACUCCAUCAACAGUGAUCACAGUGGUGCGGCGCAGAAAGCGCGCGAUUACCAUGCCGGUGGCGGUUAUGGCCACAAUUCCUCGUUGUCUUCUCCCUCGCUCCAUGCUAACGGUGCCCACCGGCAUCACUCGCCGAUGGUGGGCUACCAACCGGGUCACCACCAUCAUCAUCUGCUCGCCAGCGGCACGGACCCUCCGAAGGGCAAAUCGGGCCACCCUGCUGCUGCUGCUGCGUCCUACGACGAAAAACUGCCCGCCAAAUCCGAGAAGCUUAGCUACGGGCCGCUCAAGGAGGACAAAGCGGCCGCCCUGCUGUACACGAGCGGUGGCUCCAAGUACUCCAACUACGGUGUGAUAAAACAGGAACAGCAGGGACCUUCGGCCAUCAAGCAGGAGUACGCCGGCGGCGGAGAACUGAUGCCGACCGGCGAUGGUGUGUCGCAGAGCAAACUACUCGGCACGACGACCGGGAAGCUAAUUGGCAAUGGCGGGACGGUGGCAGCGGCGGUUGACGGUCAGACGGCGGUACCCCCGUCGGGGACCCGAAUGCGCAAACGCUCCACCAGCUCGAGCAGCACCUCAAACAACACGUACAAAGAGAAGCGCCGAAAAAAGGAUAAAACAACCAACAAUGCACAGACUGAUCCGCUUGACCAACUUCCACCGACCAAUCACGAUCGGUUAGCGGCAGCGGAUGACUGCCAAACGGUGCCAGGAGCCAAUGCAGCAUUGCUCGUCACAUCCGGCCAACAUCCGCAUCCGGCAGCGGCGGCGGCGGCGGCCGGGUUACAUCACAGCAAUCACCACCAUCACAGCGGCCACCAGCAACAGCAGCAGCAGCCGCUGCCCCAACAGCAGCUUUCAGGUGGCGUCGCCGAUGCCACCGCAGCGCCGGCGGUACCGGAGGUCUCGGUGCAGAUUAAGAAGGUGUACGUGUCUUACUUUGAGCGCAACGACGAUGAGGUCGUUGCUGGGGAUCAGAUCCGGUACCUGUCGGAGGCAAAGCGCCUCAAACAUGCGGCCGAUCGCGAGCUGGACCACCUGGCGCAGGCCAUGCUGUACCUGGAGGCGGUGCUGUUUUUCUUGCUCACCGGCGACACGAUGGAACGGGAUCCGAUCACCGAGAAGGCGGCCUUUACGAUGUACAAAGAUACGCUUUGUUUGAUAAAAUUCAUUUCAUCGAAGUUUCGUAGUCAACUGCAGCACCCCACGGUGCAGGGUAAUAUUCACACGAAAGUGGCCAUCUUGAGUUUGCGGUGCCAAUCGUUGAUCUAUCUGAAGUUGUACAAAAUGCGCCGGCCAGAUAUGAAGGAAUCGUGUAAAACGAUCGCCGAGUUCAACAGCAGAACCAACACGGUGCCGACCGAGCUGACCAACGGUAACACACCGUCGCCCCUGUCUCCGACAUCGGUUGGCUCACAGAGUUCUGGCUACUGUUCCGGCCACAACAAUCAGCCCGGUGCGAUCCCACCGAUGAAUUUGUCGCCCGCCCAAUGCAUACAGAUGCCGAUCAAUGUUCACAAUGCGUAUCAAAAGCAAACCACGCUGUUUACGAACCUGUCUACCUGCAUCGAUCUUUGGGAGCAAGCGGAUAGCCUCGUGUUCCGAGGGAACCAUAUCGAAUUCUUCACCGACCUUGACCACGAAAAUGGCCCGAUGACGCUGCACAGCUCGCUGUACAACGUCGUCAAGUACGUGCAAGCCGGCAUCCAGAAGCUGCGGCGCAUGUAACAUUGGG
Molecule: messenger RNA, 5737 nt
Organism: Anopheles cruzii
Lineage: Eukaryota; Metazoa; Arthropoda; Insecta; Diptera; Culicidae
Gene: lilli
Product: AF4/FMR2 family member lilli
Exons: 18
Coding region: 1-5730 (1909 amino acids)
Biological process (GO): regulation of gene expression
Cellular component (GO): nucleus; super elongation complex
Source: RefSeq, a predicted model, not a curated record